Molecule: messenger RNA, 1975 nt
Organism: Tachysurus fulvidraco (yellow catfish)
Lineage: Eukaryota; Metazoa; Chordata; Actinopteri; Siluriformes; Bagridae
Gene: bzw1a
Product: basic leucine zipper and W2 domains 1a
Exons: 12
Coding region: 158-1417 (419 amino acids)
Cellular component (GO): membrane; cytoplasm
Molecular function (GO): protein binding
Source: RefSeq, a predicted model, not a curated record
ACUUGGACUGGUCCGCAUUUUUUAUGCAGCUUGCGCAUGCGCGUUAUGUUCACGCGUUCUCUGAGGGGAUUUUGUCAGAAGGGUUCGGAACUGCUUUGUGUCGCUUUGUUUGUUGGUUCCAAGACCGUUUUAAUUUGAAUUCAUUUCGGUGUCUUUUAUGAAUAAUCAAAAGCAGCAAAAGCCAACGCUAACCGGCCAGCGUUUUAAAACACGGAAAAGAGAUGAAAAGGAGAGAUUUGACCCUACUCAGUUUCAAGAAAGUAUUGUGCAAGGCUUGAACCAAACUGGCACUGAUUUGGACGCGGUUGCGAAGUUCCUCGAUGCCUCUGGCGCUAAGCUUGACUAUCGCCGGUAUGCAGAGACGCUCUUCGACAUCCUGGUGGCCGGUGGAAUGCUGGCUCCAGGUGGGACCCUUUCUGAUGACCUGACUCGUACCGAGUACUGUCUCUUCACGGCAAAUGAAGACCUGGAGACAAUGCAAGCUUAUGCUCAGGUUUUUAACAAGCUGAUCAGGCGGUACAAGUACUUGGAGAAAGGGUUUGAGGAGGAGAUAAAGAAGCUGCUGCUGUUUUUAAAAGGCUUCACAGAGUCUGAGCGUAACAAGCUGGCCAUGCUGACUGGCAUCCUGUUGGCCAAUGGGAAUAUAUCCGCUUCCAUCCUGAGCAGCCUCUUCAACGAGAACCUGGUCAAAGAAGGUGUUUCUGCUGCCUUCGCCGUCAAACUGUUCAAAUCUUGGAUCAAUGAGAAGGACAUCAACUCGGUCGCCGCCAGUCUGCGUAAAGUCGGCAUGGACAACAGGCUGAUGGAGCUCUUUCCGGCUAACAAGCGGAGCUGCGAGCACUUCUCCAAAUACUUCACAGAUGCCGGUUUGAAGGAGCUCUCUGAUUUUGCUCGCAAUCAGCAGUCCAUCGGCGCUCGCAAGGAGCUGCAGAAAGAGCUGCAAGAGCAGAUGGCACGUGGAGAGACCCUCAAAGACAUGAUCGGAUACGUGCGCGAGGAGAUGAAGAAGACCAGUAUCUCUGAGCAGACCAUGAUUGGCAUCGUAUGGACAAGUGUCAUGAGCUCCGUGGAGUGGAACAAGAAAGAGGAGCUCGUCACAGAACAAGCCAUCAAACACUUGAAGCAAUACAGCCCGCUGCUGAACGCCUUCACGACACAAGGCCUGUCUGAACUCACUCUGCUCCUGAAGAUCCAGGAGUACUGCUACGACAACAUCCACUUCAUGAAGGCCUUCCAGAAGAUUGUGGUGCUGCUCUACAAAGCUGAUGUUCUGAGUGAGGAAGCCAUUCUGAAGUGGUACACAGAAGGGCAGUUGGCCAAGGGCAAGAGUGUCUUCCUGGAGCAAAUGAAGAAGUUUGUGGAGUGGCUGAAGAAUGCAGAGGAAGAGUCUGAAUCUGAUGAGGAGGAGGGAGACUGAGAUGCUUCAGCCACUGCUGAACUAGCAGAAUGUUUGUUACAAAUGGUUUUACUUUAACCCCUCUACCAAAUUUUCCUUUUUUUUUUUUUUUUUUUUUUUAAAUUCUAUAUUCUUGCCCCCUCUUCAAAAUCAUAACACUUUAGAUGUCAUUUAAGGGCUUUCUAAUGGUUACUUUUAACAGAUUUGUUUUUGUAUCUGAUCUUAAGGUUUACACUUUAAACACAGAUCGUGAAUUGGCCAACCAGAUUUAUUUCCUUUUUGUAAUUUCUUUUUGUAGUUACACGAUCACUCUCAAUUUUACAUUCCUUUUUUUUUGUUUUUUGGCCUCAUUUGACUGAAUGCGAUUUAAAACCUCACCAUCAUGACUGUGGAUUGGACCCAUGAGUGAAAGAUGACCCUGUUUAAAGCCCUGACUCUCUGUAAAAACAUCUAGCUUCAACUAGUCUUCAGCUAGUUGUCCUUUCAAAGACACCUGACUUUUUGGUUUUCUCAGAUUUCUUUAAUCCUGUUGACCUUUUUUUAAAGAAAUAAAAAUGAGAAAUUAAAGUGCCUCUUAAA